Messenger RNA from Miscanthus lutarioriparius, 219 nucleotides. The record is from the annotation of a GenBank genome assembly. Lineage: Eukaryota; Viridiplantae; Streptophyta; Magnoliopsida; Poales; Poaceae.
AUGGCACAGAGCGAGCUCCCGAAGGUGACGAUGAUCCGCGGCGAGAAGCGGUUUGACGUGCUGGUGUGGCAGUCCCGCAUUAUUCCGUAUGCAAGCUACAUCGCAACGUGCGACAUGGAGGGAGGUGCCGACGUGGCGGUGGUCGGCAUGAAACAACGUCUGAAUAAGAGGAGGAGAGGUCAACUGGUUUAUGGCUUCGGCAGAAACGUAGGGAGCUAG